CUUUAUGCUGAGCUGUGGCUCGACCAAUCACAGAGCACUUCUCACUCAGCUCAUCCAGGCUCAGUUCAUGGUGCGUAAAUGUUUUGGUGAUACUUCAGUGACACUUUCUCUCACCUGUUUGUCACUUUUCACUAAUUAUGGCCACGCGCGUUCGACCGAGUAACAAACGGUGCGCAGUCAUCGGGGGGUCUGGUUUCCUGGGCAGACACCUGGUGGAGAAGCUGUUGGACCGAGGCUACUCUGUCUCUGUGUUUGACAUCCGUCAGAGCUACGAGCUGCCUGGUGUCACCUUCCACCAGGGAGACCUCUGCGACCAACAGGCUCUGCUACCAGCUAUGAAGGACGUGUCCCUGGUCUUCCACUGUGCCUCCCCAGCCCCUGCCAGCGAUGACCGCGGGCUAUUUGAGAGGGUCAACAUUCAGGGCACACGCACCGUUAUUCAGGCCUGCAUCGAGGCUGGAGUACAGAAACUGGUCCUGACGAGCAGUGCCAGCGUGGUGUUUGAAGGGACAGACAUUAAGAAUGGGAAAGAGGAUCUACCAUACGCCAAGAAGCCCAUCGACUAUUACACAGAGACCAAGAUUAAGCAAGAAAAGCUGGUCCUCGAGGCUUGUGACAAGGAGAAGGGUUUCCUCACAGUUGCCAUCCGGCCUCAUGGCAUCUUUGGCCCUCGGGACCCACAGCUGGUUCCUAUUCUAGUGGACACGGCUCGCAGGGGCAAGAUGAAGUUCAUCAUUGGUGACGGGACCAAUCUGGUGGAUUUCACCUUUGUGGAGAAUGUAGUUCAUGGCCACAUCCUGGCUGCUGAACGCCUGAGGCCCGACUCCCCCAUAUGUGGAAAACCGUACCACAUCACCAAUGACGAGCCAAUUAGAUUCUGGGACUUCAUGUCUGAGGUGUUGGUUGGUCUGGGUUAUGCUGCCCCCCGCUAUCACCUCCCCUACGCUCUUGUGUACGGCCUGGCCCUGCUCCUCUGGUUGCUGUCCCUGAUCCUGCGCCCUCUAGUGUCCUUUAAACCCACCUUUACACCAAUGAGAGUGGCCCUGGCUGGAACCCACCACUACUACAGCUGUGACCGCGCCAAGCAGGACCUGGGCUACAAACCGGUAGUCAGUCUGAAGGAUGGGAUAGCACGCACAGUGCAGAGCUACCCUCACCUCAGACAAGGGGCUUGAAGGUAGAAUAGAGGUUAAGACUGUUGAGAAAUGUAAGGCUGUACAGUUACACUCACUGACAAUAAGGUGAUCAGGUCAGUCUGAACGGACAAUUCAAAACGAGCCAGUUUAUCUUUAUCCAAACCUCACUAUAUCUAGCAUUUGUGUGCCUUUUCAAUGUUUAUGUACAAUUCUUACCAGCAGAUGGCAGCAAAUGGUUCUGGUUUUAGUCAACACACACUGCAGUCUGGCCUAAGCAAAGUUUUAAAGCGCUUGGUAAACAGUGAAACCACUGUUUAUGACAAUAUACUGAUCUUGCACUGUGGAAACUGCAAAAAGACAAAAAAUGUUGUUCCAUUUUCAUCCGUGUGCUGUUCACACAUUGAGAUGCUCUUGUUUAUGUCAAAAUGCCUUAAUAAAUUCCACUAAACCAUGAUUCUCCCAAUACAACUUGCAAUAAAAUAAUUGUUUAAAAUGAA
Messenger RNA from Sebastes umbrosus (honeycomb rockfish), 1633 nucleotides. RefSeq names its product NAD(P) dependent steroid dehydrogenase-like (gene nsdhl). Gene Ontology annotation, molecular function: 3-beta-hydroxy-Delta5-steroid dehydrogenase (NAD+) activity. The record is from RefSeq and is a predicted model, not a curated record. Gene Ontology annotation, biological process: steroid biosynthetic process. NCBI's taxonomy places the organism in Eukaryota, Metazoa, Chordata, Actinopteri, Perciformes, Sebastidae. The transcript is spliced from 7 exons. The coding region runs from base 138 to 1175 and encodes 345 amino acids.